AAUCGAAUACCUUAAGUUGCAAUCAGUCUUGCAUUGACAUUUCAAAACAAUUCAUUCAUUCAGCACAACUUAUCAAUAUUAUAAACAUCAUGUCUUUCAAAACUUUAAUCUUCUUCGGACUCUUGGCAGUGGCCUUGGGAUUCACUCUUCCUCAAGAAAAUCCAUCAUACGUCGCUGAUGUUGAUUGGGUCUAUGGAGAUGUAGUUCCAGUAUCUGACGAUGUUGUCCUUGUGAGAAAAGCAAGAUCACCCCAGGGCUCAGUCAGCGGUACCUUUGAACACAGUCGUCAAGAUGGGUCAAGUGCAACCAUUGAUUAUAACCGUCAACUGAGCAAGAACUUGGAUGUUUAUGCAGGAGCUUCAAGAAAUUUCAGAUUUAACGACAACAGUGGUCACGCUGGAUUAAGAUAUCGAUUCUAAAACAAUGUUUAGGUUGAAUUUAAUAUUUAUUUUAAACUUAAGUUGUAAUAUUUGUAUUAUAGAAGCCCCAAAUUUGUUCAUUUUGAAAUAAAACUAAAAAUAUACAUAUUGUUCGAAAAUU
Molecule: messenger RNA, 540 nt
Organism: Eupeodes corollae
Lineage: Eukaryota; Metazoa; Arthropoda; Insecta; Diptera; Syrphidae
Exons: 2
Coding region: 90-419 (109 amino acids)
Source: RefSeq, a predicted model, not a curated record